AUAGCAUCAGUUCGCAUUGCAAGCAUCACCUCCAGGAUUAAAGGUCAUCAUGUAUAUGAACACAAGUACAAAGUUGGAGAGGAGUUCUCAUGCUUUUUGGAGUUCGGUAAUCCCCACAGUCCUAGUGACAAUGCUUUUAUGGUGAAAACAAGAGUUGAAGAUACCGAUAAGAAUGAAACUGUUGUAGGCCAUAUUCCGAAACCCCUGGCACAGAUUUUAGGCCCCAUGCUAAAAGAUGGAACAGUUCAUUCUAUCAUUGCAAAGAUAACAGGUGAAAAGCGAAGAGCACCAGAAAGAGUUUGGGUGCAGGGUGGCGGAAUAGAGCUUCCCUGCAAGUACUUUGUCUAUGGGCUGAAAACAUCCAAGCAAAGAGUGAAGCAUGAACUUCGGAAACAUAAAUAA
Molecule: messenger RNA, 402 nt
Organism: Porites evermanni
Lineage: Eukaryota; Metazoa; Cnidaria; Anthozoa; Scleractinia; Poritidae
Source: the annotation of a GenBank genome assembly